Canariomyces notabilis is the source of this 1371-nucleotide messenger RNA. RefSeq lists its product as uncharacterized. The transcript is spliced from 4 exons. The coding region runs from base 1 to 1371 and encodes 456 amino acids. Gene Ontology annotation, molecular function: zinc ion binding; DNA-binding transcription factor activity, RNA polymerase II-specific. NCBI's taxonomy places the organism in Eukaryota, Fungi, Ascomycota, Sordariomycetes, Sordariales, Chaetomiaceae. The record is from RefSeq and is a predicted model, not a curated record. Gene Ontology annotation, biological process: regulation of transcription by RNA polymerase II.
AUGGGUUCUACUACACAGGCGAAUACCGAUGGCGAUGGCGAUGGCGAUGGCAAUGUGCACUCGCAUGCGCCGCCCGAUAAACCCGAACCCAGCCCGGGUCAUGCAGAGUCGGCCUCCGAGUCGUUGACGCCAACGCCAACGCCAACUGCAUCCGGCUCCGAGCUCGCUGUCGCUGUCCGGCAGCGCCGCAGACCCAUACCGAGAAAGGGUCACACCAAGUCACGUCGGGGCUGCUUCAACUGCAAGCGGAGGAAGGUCAAGUGCCAAGAGAACCUCCCCGAGUGCUCCAACUGCGUCCGCUUCGGCCUCGUAUGCGAGUACCCCCAGACCCUCUCACCCCCCUCAGCACCUCUCCAGUCGACACCGACCCUAUUCACUCCGGACGACAUGCGCUUUUUCCACCAUUUCCUCCUCAAUGCCUACCCGCCUCUUCCCAUCCUGGCCGACGACCUGUGGAGGAACGUGGCAUGCUUGUCGCACAGCUACGACUACCUGAUGCACGCCAUGCUUGGCCUGGCCGCCUCGCACCUGGACCUCUACGGCGGCAACUGUGCUGCGCAAGCGCUCGCCCACCGCGUCAAGGCCAUCCAGUCCCUGAACCAAGCUCUCAGCCGGCCCUGCAGUUCAGCUGCCGAGGGCGACGCCAGGUUCGCCGCCAUGAUCACGCUGACAUUCCAAGCCUCGUGCAUGCCCGAGGGCAUGACCGAGUUCCUGUCCAUGGCCAGGGGCAUCCACGUCAUCGCCAACACGGCCACGAUUACCCACGAUGGCUCGCUUUUCUAUGCCUUCGCCCAGGAAGGCUACCCCCACAGCGUGAGGCGCCUCAUCGGGACCCCCCCGGUCAGGCUCGACGCCUACUGGGGGAGUCUGAUUGACGACUUUUCCCAGUCGCUGCGCGCUCUCGCGCCGCUCUGCACCAGCUCCCUCGAGGUCAAGUUCUUGGCUGCCAUUGAGCGCAUCGUCAAGAUAGCCAAGACAUCCCCCGCCGAAGCCUUUGCCGAAUUCACCAGCCAGUACUCCCUGCUCAACCACGCCAGCAACGAAGAGUUUGCGCCCUUUGUGGAUCCGGAAAACUACUCGGCCCAGCUCCUUCUCAUCCACUUUGUGCUCAUCGAGUUCGCCCUCGGCCACAUUUCUCUGGGGAACCUCAGGUUUCGCUUCGCCUACCGCAGGAGGGCGUGCAUCGCCUGGAUGGAGCGCCUUGCCGCUGGGUUGCCCGACCAGUACAAAAAGUACGCCCAGUGGCCAAUGGACUACGCCCGGAGACUGGCCACGAUGCGGCUAGGCCCCCCGACCUCAAGUUCGAGCCCGUCUCCGCCCCCAGGUGCCUCCUCAGGAAGUCAGCAGAUAGCUCCGCCUGGUGGUCGCUAA